CAGCUGAUAGGCUGCCACCUGCCAAAUUUGCAUACAUUGACGUGUAGGAAAGAGCCAAUACGUCCCUUCCGAGGGUGAGUUUGAUAGAACUGGUCCGUUGUCAUAGAAACCAGGAGGCAAACAGAGGUGGUCAUUCGCUUCCAGAGCUAGAAGUUACAGGUGGAAAAUGUAUAAAGUGGACCUUCAGACCGAUGUAAAAGAGGCAGCUGCCAUCGAAGCCCGCAGGAACCGAGAGAAGCAAAGACAGAGCCGCAUCUUUAACACUCGCUACCGCACAAUGGGGGUGGAUGUGGAAGGCUUGAAAGGCCAGGUGGAAGAGCGGAAACUCCGAGAAAAUGCAGAGAAAGAAAGGGAUGAAGCUUUUGACGCAGACAGGGUACAAUGUGAUAAGAUUGCACAGAUGCUGGAGGAAGAGGAGCGCCAGCGCAAAAAACAACUCAACCAGGCAGUGGUGGAAUUCUGGAAGCAGGAGCAGCAGCCUUUCAUGAGCCGCGAGUGGGACAUCCACAACCCUGAGGCCAUCCGUAAAGGGGUUCCUGCCCGUGUGAGUGAUGAUGACCCUCGCUGUGGACCUUCUAGCAUGCAGCGCUUUGCUGGUGAAGACUUGAAUGCUGCCCAGCGCAAGCUCCAGAAGGAGCAAAACAAACGUGUCCUGGAACUGCAGACAACUGAACGGAAAAAGGGCCUUGCUAACCAAAAAUAUGCCGAUAUCCUGGAUGACAAAAAGAGAAUAGAGCUGGAUCUGCGAGCUCUAGAGUUGGCACGAUUAGAGGAGGAAUGUCGCAGGGCCAAAGCCAUGGCCAUUGCAGACUUCAACCGAGCCCAGGCUGCAGAGGUUGCUGAGCAGCAGCGCCUAGCCCAGCAGCGGGAGCAGGACAAUAACAAUGCAGAAAUCCACAAUCACCUGACCAGCAACUUCCUGACAGAAAAUCCAGACACAGCCAAAAGUCUGAUGGGGCCGCAGCGGGUGAUCGUCAGCCAGUGGAAGGGGAUGAGCACUGCAGAAGUGGAGGCUGUGCUGAAGAUGCAGGAAGAGCAAUGCAAGGAGAACCAGAGGAUGCGGGAAGCAGAGCGCCAGCGGGAGGCUGAGUGGGGUCGGCAGCAGGAACUGGCUGCCCGUGCUGCCAUGGUGGUGGAAGAAGAGGAACAAAAUUUCCGCCGGCAGCUGAGGAAGAGCUUGGAUGCCUAUAAUAAGGAGCUGGCAGAAGCACAGAAGUCAAACUUACACUAUAUGGAAAAAGAGGUCUACACCAAUGCACCCACAGCCCAGUAUCACUUGCAGUUUAGCACUAGCAGCCGUUGACUGAAGGAACUAUGAAUGCUGGAAGUCUUUUGACACGAGCAAAGUAAAGUAUUUUGCAACCAA
Pogona vitticeps (central bearded dragon) is the source of this 1366-nucleotide messenger RNA. It is a transcript of the gene RIBC1, whose product is annotated as RIB43A domain with coiled-coils 1. The record is from RefSeq and is a predicted model, not a curated record. Lineage: Eukaryota; Metazoa; Chordata; Lepidosauria; Squamata; Agamidae.